This is a messenger RNA of Macroventuria anomochaeta, 1537 nucleotides long. Its product is annotated as SGNH hydrolase. The coding region runs from base 430 to 1299 and encodes 289 amino acids. Lineage: Eukaryota; Fungi; Ascomycota; Dothideomycetes; Pleosporales; Didymellaceae. The transcript is spliced from 4 exons. The record is from RefSeq and is a predicted model, not a curated record.
GAGGUGCUGCAGGUAUCACUGAGUGUCUUGUGCAGUCGCAUGAAGAGACGCAGUCUGAAAACACAGGAUGCUCAGCUAGACUUAUACGUCUGCUUCCAUCUUGUCCUGCUGAAUGGAAGAAGGGCAAGAUUCAAGGUGUACGAUGCCGUGGAGGGUUCGAGAUUGACUUCGAAUGGGAGGACGGGCACAUCCAUGAUCCAGUGCGCAUCAAAUCAUUGUUUGGACACGAAGCUAUACUUGUCUUCCAUAGUGUAGGGUCUGAUGCCCUGGACACAGGUGUUAAAGUCAAGGUUCCUGCAGUUCAGGGCGAACAUACCAUCAGACGCGAUGUCUGAACGAGGUUAGACCUCUGACAUCAUCUUCGAGUUAGGAAGGGUCGACACAGCCAUUCUCGAUACAACGAACAAGUGUGCUAUACAGAGCAUCAAGAUGUCAGCAAACGACCUCCAAGAUAAUCUUCAGAAGAAUAAGAAUUCCAUCUUGAAUGAAGGCAACCUUCUCGGAUCUCUACCUUUCGUUCAUGACCAGUUCCUUCUCUUUGGCGAUUCGAUCACACAAAGCGAUGGCGAUCCCACGCUCGGCUUCAGUUGCUAUCAAGCUCUUCAACAUGAUUAUUCAAGACGCAUUGAUUUUGUGAAGCGUGGCUUCAGUGGUUACAACACAGUCAAUGCAUUGAGCAUAUUGCCCAGAAUAAUUCCCAACCCUGAGCAAGGUCGCGUCCGUCUCAUCAGCAUCUUCUUUGGACCCAACGACAUCUCGUUGCCAGACACAACAGGUCAACAUGUACCUCUGCAGGUAUUCGAGGAGAACCUACGACGCCUGGUCGAGCAUCCGAAAAUCCAGGCUCACGAGAACAUCAGAGUACUAUUGAUCACGCCGCCGCCGAUUGACGAAUGGGGUUUCGAUCAUUGGGACGAACCUGGAAGGUCGGCGCGGACGGCCGUGACAGCGCAACAAUAUGCCGUGGGAGUCAAGAACGCUGGUGAAGAGAUGGGUGUGGCCGUUGUGGAUCUGUGGGGCGCGUGCAUGAGGGAAGCCACAGUGGGGUGGAAUGCUUCACUUCGCAACGAAUGCAGUGUUGAGCUUUUGAUGCCAGGUGACAAGCGGGCGGAGCGGAGCGAUGUUCUAGCGCGACUAUUGUACGAUGGUUUGCAUCUCAGCGGAGAUGGUUACAAGAUCUUGUACCAGGAGAUCAAGAAGACAAUCAUCCAGGCUUACCCUGAGCUUCGCCCAUCCAAGAUCCCGGUAGCGCUCGAGCCUUUCUUCCCGGAAUGGUUCGAGGAUAACGCGCCUUGGUGAGCGCAAGGGUGCAAGCAAAAACCAUACCGAAUGCUUGCGAUUGUUCACUUAGCGAAAUAUCUUAGUCCAAGAAAUCAACCCGUAGCAACAUUGAUCAUCGUAUAGCAUGCAGAUUUUCGGUCACGUUUGCUCCGGACGCGAAGCUCCUCAUUUCCGCCAAUGACGCAACGCUCACCCGCAUUUACGUACCGUACCGUAAGAGCUUACCACGUCGAGCUCUCUACAUAUUUUACCUAGC